UUGUGUAACAACACUUUACUGUGGUGCCUCCUCUCCGAGGGAGCGUCCUGCCACUCAAAGCCCGGCAGCGCCACUGCAGGCUCAUUCUUCGGGCAGCUCACUUUAACAGAAUGUUGGCCCUAAUCAAACUGCCUCCCAGCUUUUGCUUUUUAGUUUUUCGAGCCAUUCAUUUUCCUUAUUUGCCUCUUUUUAUUAUGAAUUUUAAUUGUGACUUUGUUGAGAAAAAGAAGAAUGUGGAUGCAUUUUUAAGCCAAGGUUUGUCAUUAUUUAGGAACAGAAACUGUUUCCUUGCUUUUGUAUAAAACUGGAAAACCAGUUUAGCAGAAAAGUGAAACUCGUGCCUGCUGUUUAUUGACUGCCUUGGGAUUCUGUGCCGAUCUGCGGAGUCGAGAUAAGGAAGGAGUGAAGAGCUUUUUGCUUACAUGGCACAUUUAUUUAUUAUGACCAUUUUCUUACUUGGAAAGCAUUAACAGUUGAAGAUGGGUCUGACCAUUGUUCUGAAAGUGCAAGAACUUAAAAACUGCUAAAUGAAGAGGAGCUUAACUUUCCCAGCCACCUGUUGUUGUGUCUCCUUUCCUUGUGCCCAUCUCUGAAACAGUAGAAUUUGUGAAGAGGGAGACUGAAAGAGAAGGUGAAAAAUGAAAAAUGCACAAAAUGCAAGCAUUUUGAAGAAGAGAGUGGGACACUUCAGCCAUAAGUCACCGUGAGCCUUCAACUUGACUUUACUGCAUUUCUUUUAUUGCAGCAAUACGCUCAGCAGAACUUUAAUGAUCUGAAAACAGAAAUUUUCAGAAUAUGCCCUGCAUUGCUUCUUCUUACUGAUGAAAGUGCUGAACAAUGUCCCUGUACAUUAGGAUGUUUCCAAAGACUCGGAGCUGAUUGCUUGAGACGCUGUAAACAUAAAAAGAUGUGAUGUAAUGCCACCUCUUAUCAUGGCAUUUAAAGCAGUCAGUGCAUUUGUGAAACCUCACAUUCACAUCUGGGAGAAAAGUAAUCAGGAAAUCCAAAAGCUACAUUCAUUUCAUGUGUAAAGAAGGAUGAAAAGCUAGGAGCGUGCGGAGAAUGACUGCAGUCUACCUGAAUGGAGGAGGUCUGGGUAGCCAGCGAUACGCACGAUGGAGUCGGCAGGACAGCGGCGAGGACUACCUACGUGCCGAGUGCUACACAGAAGAAGAAGGAGGCAUGCAGCGGCGGCUCACCCCUUUCGAGAGGCUGACUUUGGACAUGUCCCAGGAUGAGAAAGUAGUGAAGGAGCUCACCCUUGGCAAAAGAAUUGGCUUCUACCGGGUGCGUGGUGAAAUUGGAAGUGGCAACUUUUCCCAGGUCAAGCUUGGAAUCCAUUGUCUUACUAAAGAAAAAGUGGCAAUAAAAAUCUUGGAUAAAACAAAACUUGACCAGAAGACACAGAGGCUGUUGUCCAGAGAGAUCUCGAGCAUGGAGAAGCUGCAUCAUCCCAACAUCAUCCGGCUGUAUGAGGUGGUGGAGACCCUGUCCAAGCUGCACCUCAUCAUGGAGUACGCAGGUGGAGGGGAGCUCUUUGCCAAGAUCAGCAUGGAAGGCAAACUGUCCAACACAAACAGCAAAAUGGUUUUUUCCCAGAUUUUGUCUGCAGUCAAGCACAUGCAUGACAACAACAUAAUACACCGGGACUUGAAAGCAGAGAACGUCUUUUAUACGUGUGACACUUGUGUAAAGGUUGGAGAUUUCGGCUUCAGCACCAUAAGCAAGAAGGACGAGACUCUCAAUACAUUUUGUGGCUCCCCACCUUACGCCGCCCCGGAGCUGUUCAGAGACGAGAGCUACGUGGGCGUGUUUGUGGAUAUCUGGGCACUUGGCAUCCUGCUUUUCUUCAUGGUGACGGGGACUAUGCCAUUCAGAGCAGACACUGUGGCCAAACUCAAAAAAUGCAUUCUGGAUGGCACUUACACAAUCCCUGCCUACAUUCCUGAGCCUUGCCAGAAAUUGAUCCGAGGAAUCCUACAGCCAGCGCCCACUGACCGAUACAGCAUUGACCAAAUCAUGAACUGUGAAUGGCUGAAACCAAUUGAAUUUCCCAAACCAAUGGAGCCUUUCAAGCUGGACCCCAUGUAUUUAGCACAGCCCUGUGAGCUCAAAGACGACGAAACGGAGGUCAAAGUGGCACUGGAGAACUUGGGCAUUACAGAGGAACACAUUAAGAACAACCAGGGUAAGAACUCCCGCAGCUCCAUUACUGGAGUCUACCGCAUCAUUCUGCACCGGGUCCAGAAGAGACUGGCGGUGGAGAACGUGCCUGUGUUAAAUCAGGUGGAGCGCAGGAACUCCAAAAAGGAGCGGCACAAGCCUUUCCGAGAAAUCAGACACACAUCCAAACUCUGCUCCAUUUUAUAGCUUCUCGCUCAGUUUUCUAUUUAAAUAUUCCUUGUGUCAAUGUUUUGUUUUGUUUUUUUUUUUUUUGAAGAAUAUAUGCUUGCCUUCUAAACUUUUGUAAUGAUAACAUUUUAAUAAAAUAAUGCCUUUAUGACAGACUGCUCGUCAUUCCCCUUAGUAAGUAGUGACAUUUUCACAAAGUUUAACUGGAUUUUAUUAAAGGAUAAAUUUGGUAUUUUUCAAGUCUAAUUUAUUUCUUCCCCAUCAUGCUAUGUGUUAGUUUGCCACAUAAAAUAAAGUUCUAAAGUGAAACCUUUUUUGUAAAUUAAUAAAUAAAUAAACAACCUACGUUAUUCUUUCAUUUUAAAAUGGAGGCGAAUGAAGCCGGGGUUCAAACGCAAAAAGAAAAGCCUUGAAACUUACUGAGUUCGUCCACUUUGAAGCACCAAAGUUUUCGAUAUAAGAAAGCAGGCCUUCCGUGUUUCUGUGGUCUCUUUGUGACAACAAAAGUAAGCUGAAAGUAAUAAUUUUAUCACAGAUUCUUGGUUCACUGCACACAUGUUGCAAAGCAGCUUGUGUGUGUCACUUUAGGAAGGAAAAAGAGAUUCCGCCAUUUAUGAAAGAAGGCCAGCUGUGCACUUCACCUCACUGCUAGGCCUCCUCCGCAGCGUCCUUUCAGCCCCACGUGUGUGGUUUCACUUCAAAAAAUCGUCUCCAGCCUCAGUUAUU
Messenger RNA from Polypterus senegalus (gray bichir), 3078 nucleotides. It is a transcript of the gene nim1ka, whose product is annotated as NIM1 serine/threonine protein kinase a. Bases 1063 to 2370 code for a protein of 435 amino acids. Gene Ontology annotation, biological process: protein phosphorylation; microtubule cytoskeleton organization; intracellular signal transduction. Lineage: Eukaryota; Metazoa; Chordata; Cladistia; Polypteriformes; Polypteridae. Gene Ontology annotation, molecular function: ATP binding; protein serine/threonine kinase activity; tau-protein kinase activity. Gene Ontology annotation, cellular component: cytoplasm. The transcript has 5 exons. The record is from RefSeq and is a predicted model, not a curated record.